Messenger RNA from Gaeumannomyces tritici R3-111a-1, 873 nucleotides. RefSeq lists its product as hypothetical. Gene Ontology annotation, cellular component: mitochondrial inner membrane. Gene Ontology annotation, molecular function: lipid binding. The record is from RefSeq and is a predicted model, not a curated record. The transcript is spliced from 2 exons. The coding region runs from base 1 to 873 and encodes 290 amino acids. Lineage: Eukaryota; Fungi; Ascomycota; Sordariomycetes; Magnaporthales; Magnaporthaceae. Gene Ontology annotation, biological process: ubiquinone biosynthetic process.
AUGCCCGCCUCACAGCCGCUCCCCGGUGCCCUCCGCACCCUGACCCGAUCCAGCCUCGGCCGAUCCCGCACCCCCCUCGCCCCGACCGCCCGCCCGGUCCGCCGCGCCGCGCCGACCCUCCUCGGCACCACCCCAGCAGCCUCGCGAUGCCUCUCCUCUAGGCCGCCGGCCCGCCGGCCCCUCCUCCUCCCACCACCACUACCCCGCACCGCCGCUGCCGCCGCCGCGGCACGGCAUUACCACCCGACAACAACAUCAGCCCAACAACCCCCCAUCUCCACCACCACCACCACCACCACCCCGCCCUUCAGCGCAACCGAGGCCGCCAUCCUGGCCGCGGCCUACGCCCACGUCCCCGCGCACGGCUUCACGGCGCGCGCCCUGGCCCUCGGCGCCCGCGACGCCGGCUACCCACCCCGCGCACGGGAGCUGUCCCCCACCGCCGCUGCCGUAACGCAGGACGAGGUCAACGCCCGCGCCGAGGCGCUCGCCUGGGAGCGCCUGCUGCUCAACACGCCCGUCAUCGGACGGUGGCAAGAGGCUCAGGCAAUAAUGGCGCAGCCCACCUUCGCCCCCGAGUGCAUCAGCGCCCUGGCCGCCCUGGCCGACGACGUCUGGGCACUCGCCGGCGACGCGGCCGUCGACCCGACGUGGUACGCCAAGCGCGCCGCCCUGUCGGCCGUCUACGCGUCGGCCGAGCUCUACAUGACGGCGGACCGGUCCGAGGGCUUCCGCGAGACGCGCGAGUUCCUGCGCCGCCGAUUCGCCGAGACGGCCGAGCUCGGCCGCGCCGCACAGUCCGUCGGCCAGUGGCUGGGCUUCACCGCCGCCGCGGGCCUCAACGUCCUCAGGAGCAAGGGGGUGAACAUAUGA